Messenger RNA from Ixodes scapularis (black-legged tick), 1275 nucleotides. Its product is annotated as monocarboxylate transporter 3. The transcript has 3 exons. Gene Ontology annotation, molecular function: monocarboxylic acid transmembrane transporter activity. The record is from RefSeq and is a predicted model, not a curated record. The annotation marks the transcript as partial. Gene Ontology annotation, biological process: transmembrane transport. NCBI's taxonomy places the organism in Eukaryota, Metazoa, Arthropoda, Arachnida, Ixodida, Ixodidae.
AUGCCUUGGUGCUGCAGUGAAGCCGUGGCCUCAUUAAUAUCCGCCAAAGACUACCAACUUAAUCGAGAACUGUCGGACGGUGCGACCUCUUUCUGCGGCACUCUGCUGACGGCACAUGUGGUGGAUUCGCAGCUUGAAGUACUCCAGCAUUGUCUGGACCAUAAUUGCGCAGUGGCACUGGUUCUCGAUUGUCUGGGAUUGGGACUCACCAUAAUUGCAAUGGGUGUCCUCCUCACCAUGUACUUCGACCGAUACAGAGGCGUAGCUUCAGGAAUCAAGUUUGCCGGAAUGUCCGGUUCCGGUCUGGCAUUUCCCAAGUUCCUCUCUUAUUUGCAACACAAGUACGGCUUUCGCGGCAUGCUCCUCGUCUACGGGGGAAUCGCUACUCACGUCACGGCAUUCGGACUCUUGCUGAAAGAACCUCCCUGGAUAUGUCUGAAGACUCGUGGUAAAAAAGAAGCAAAGUCAGCUGUCCAGGGCACCACGGGGCUUCAAUGCGGUUUGCCGAACGCGGAGCAGCGUUUUGAUUGUCCUACAAGCAGCAAGACCGAACCUUGGAGAAAUCUCUCGUCCCUGUUAGUACUAUUGCGUCAACCUACGUUUUAUGUGGUUGUUUUGUGUGCCGCUAUCGCGGACUUGACAUCCCCGACAUUCACGUCAACAAUGGUCGACUACGGGGUAGACAAAGGCCUUUCGCUUUCAGAUGCAGAGUCCCUGAUCGUCUACGGAUCGUGCACUGAAAUCGCCGGACGACUGUUCCUCCCUCUUUUAGCCGACGCAGGGUGGAUCCGACGCAGUACUCUCGUGAUGAUAGGCUUUUUUGUAGCCGGUUGUUCGAUGAUAUUGAUGCCACAUGCGAUCCUUCGAACGCACGUCCUUCUUGUUUGUAUGUGUGUGUAUAUUUUCCUGGGAUGUCUGACUACCAUGAAGACCGUUCUGAUGGCGGACUAUCUUGGUAUUGAAUGGAUCUCAACUUGCCAUGGGAUCUCAGGAUUGCUCUUGCUUCCUCUAACUUUCAUCACUCCAUCAAUAAUUGGGCGCUUUCGAGACGACGGAGGGAGCUACGAUAACCUGUACAGGAUGUACGGAGGAAUUCUGCUCCUUCUUUCUGGGAUCUUUCUUCUACUUGUCUGCGCUGAAAGAUGCCUCAACGAUGUUUGGACGCCAGGAGAGAAAGUGCAGGAAGGGGGACAUCACAAUGGACCGAUCUCACUGAGCGCCGUGCGCACGCACGACGCCGCCACAACUUUCGUGAAUGGGAGGCAGACGGCCGUU